AUUCGCCCGGGUACGUGCAUUUGACGUCGUGAAUACGAAUGAUAGCGAGAGAGGCUUGUCCCCUGUAGUCUGUCCUGCCCCGGGAAAGAGGUACAGCACCACAAGUGCAUGCAUAGCGCUUUUAACGUAUAACGUCGCCACAUGACUUGUGUCUUAAAAACGUGUGUCGCCUUGUGUCGUUUAGUUGGCAAUGCGCCCCACGCUCUGGGAAUUAUAGUCUGUUGAGGGUUACUGUUUAUGCUGUAUACAUUCAAACCAUGUCUACCCAGUUGAACGUUUGCCUUUACUUGCCUCGAACGUCCCAGUGAACGCUACGAUGGUAUUUUACGAACAGUGACGCGAUUGGAUUUGACAUAAAUGUGCAGAAACUGAUCGUAUCGCUGUGGCGGCCUUACAGUCCACUGUAUGACCGUCCUUACCCGCCCAGUUCCAGCCUUCCGUCAACAUUAGGAGUGCCACCUCAUUCGGAGACACCUGUCUCGGUGUGCGACUUAGGCUUUGACUCAGCGUGUAGAUGAAGCUAUAUCUGUAAUGUGCUUUGUUCAGCAGAAUAACCACGGGACAGAUAUAUGUCGGUUCACUCCCUGAAUUGUCCUGUGCGAUUUCGCUCUUGGUGCUGCAAGUCUCAUUUUCAAUAACUCAGCAAAGAGGUACAGUAGUCGGUUGACCUUUGGUGGGCUGACGAAACCAUACAGUGCAUUUCUUAAAUGCUGUUCACCUCCAUUAAAAGUGGAUGUAUAUUUCAUAAUACAUUUGUAGCUAACGAACCUAUCCUAAGUUGUAUAUUAACGUGCACUUAGAUGCACUUGCUGCAUGUAUUUACAUCUAAAAUAUGGCGUAAUGUGAGCUGAUAUGUUUUGGGUCACCAUGAAAAUCCUUUUCUUCAUUAUAGUGGAUCCACAGUCCGUGACUGAGAUUGGAAUCAUUGUCGAUCAGAUAUUACCCACUCACACCUCUGAUAGUGCUGUGUUCUUUCACUCUGUAGGGAACACAGUCAGUAACCUGAUUAUGAUCCUUCCUCCUAUUUAUGGAGCGCUGCAGACGUUUAGGGAUGGGCUCGAAAUCCGCUAUGUGUGGUCAUUUUUAGGACUCGCAGCGGUUGGCACUGGUUCUUGGUGCUUCCACAUGACACUACAAUAUGAAAUGCAGUUGCUAGAUGAGUUGCCAAUGAUCUACAGCUGUUGCAUCUUCGUUUACUGUUUAUAUGAAUGCUUCAAGCAAGAAAAUGCCAUUAACUAUUUCCCAAUCACACUACUUCUUUUCUUCAGUAUUAUCGUGAGUGGGGUGUACCUGCUGUGGAAAGAGCCAGUGUUUCAUCAGGUCAUGUAUGGUGUGCUGGUGGCUUGCUUAGUGAUUCGUUCUGUGUUCAUAGUUGCAUGGGUGUAUCCAUGGCUGAGAGCUCUUUGCUAUGCGUCAUUAAGCAUCUUCCUGUUAGGAUUUGUUUUAUGGAACAUCGAUAACAUAUUCUGUGACUCUUUGAGAGCCGCGCGACAGCGGCUGCCACCCGUGGUCGGAGCAGUCACCCAACUCCAUGCCUGGUGGCACAUCUUAACAGGCCUGGGUUCUUACCUUCACAUACUUCUCAGCCUCCAGAUUCGGUCAACCUACCUCAAGUACAGACCUAAAAUUAAGUUUCUGUGCGCCGUCUGGCCCACGUUUCACGUCGAGUCUCAGAAGGCGAGCUGAGGGCGCCUGUGGAGGGAUGACGGUGGAGGCCAAUCGCAGGCGUGAGAGCACGACGAGGUCCAGCCAAUCACCUUCAGCGUAACUGGGAAGUGACUGACAGCUGGAUGUUUGUUCCUCCCAUUCCCAAAAGUUCCCCUGCGUUAGGUUGCUGAGUGUAGCUUAGAAAGAGGUGUCCUGUGGGCAGACGGAGUCUGUUUUUGUUUGUUUAUUCCGGAGUUGAUCAGAGCUGUGUGAGGGUCGUGUGAGGAGAUGGCUCGCUAUUUCUUUUGCACACAAUUGGUCUACACUAACAUCCAUUUCCUUAAGCAUUUCUAAAGAACAAAGCGGUCCAUGACUAUGGUAUAAUGGACUUGAUGUCACAGGGUGACUUUAUUUUCUCUGCUUAGAGAUGUAAAGUUGUCACAUACUGACGCAUUGAUGUGUAUUACCUAAACACAUCUACCAAUUUGAGUCAGAAAUGUUAGGUACAUUAUUUAUUAACAUAUAUUUCAACUACAUUACUCUUAUGUGCUGUGCUUUAUCCUAUUGUACAGUGCGUAAAAUGUUGUCAUUUCCAUUAAGAUUAUCUUAAUUAUUUUUCUUUUUCCAUAGAGUACCUUAUUGAUUUUAAAAGAACAUAACGGCUGACUUAAUCAAAAUCAAUGUGAUUUUGGAGGAGAAUUGGGCACUGCCCAAGUGGAAUAGUAUCAAAUGGUUAGUCAUGUUUGGUAUGAAUUUGUUAUUGUAAUCCUAUGUUUAGACAAAACUGGCAGAAAUGAUUAUAUCUCUUAAUCUUUUUCUUCUGUGAACUCCUAUUGUGAGGAAAUGACUGAAUGUUACAGAACAGUGCUGAAGGAAAAUCGACCAAACCACAUUGGCGGUCUCCUUUGAGUAAGACAAAGGGUUUUAUUUUAAUCUAUGAUGAUUUGUUGUGUUUCUAAUAUGUAAUUGAAAAUAAUUGAUUUUAUUUAUUUAUGAUA
This is a messenger RNA of Electrophorus electricus (electric eel), 2645 nucleotides long. It is a transcript of the gene acer3, whose product is annotated as alkaline ceramidase 3. Gene Ontology annotation, cellular component: endoplasmic reticulum membrane. NCBI's taxonomy places the organism in Eukaryota, Metazoa, Chordata, Actinopteri, Gymnotiformes, Gymnotidae. Gene Ontology annotation, biological process: ceramide metabolic process; phytosphingosine biosynthetic process. The record is from RefSeq and is a predicted model, not a curated record. Gene Ontology annotation, molecular function: N-acylsphingosine amidohydrolase activity.